This is a messenger RNA of Medicago truncatula (barrel medic), 798 nucleotides long. RefSeq lists its product as uncharacterized. The coding region runs from base 1 to 798 and encodes 265 amino acids. Lineage: Eukaryota; Viridiplantae; Streptophyta; Magnoliopsida; Fabales; Fabaceae. The record is from RefSeq and is a predicted model, not a curated record. The transcript has a single exon. Gene Ontology annotation, molecular function: zinc ion binding; nucleic acid binding.
AUGAGGACCCUAUCUUCAAGGUUUGAUUUCAUUGUGGUGGCAAUUCAGGAAUCAAAAGAUGUUAAGACAUUGAAGAUUGAGGAGCUGCAGAGUUCAUUAGAAGCUCAUGAAUUGAUGGUUUCAGAAAGAAGCAGUGAAAGAUCAAUUCAACAAGCCCUGCAAGUUCAAACUAUCAAGAAGGAUGAUUGUGAUAGGGAGAACUUUAAGAAAGGGAAGAAAAACUCUAAGGGAGGAAACUGGUCUAAAGACAAGAACAAUGGAUCUGACAAAGGUGAAUCUUCAAAGGAAGGAAAUUCUAAUCAAAAGAAGAAAUUUGAUAAGAAGAUUCAGUGUUUCAAAUGUGAGAAAUUUGGACAUUAUGCCUCUGAAUGUUGGUCUGGUAAAGGAAAGCAAUCAAAGAAUGAUGAAGAGGAAGCCAAAAUUGCACAAGAUGAUUCAUAUUCUGAGUCAUUAUUCAUGAUGGUUACAACAACUAGUAAUGAGAGCUGCAAUUCAGAAAGUUGGUUCUUAGAUAUUGGUUGUUCUAAUCAUAUGACUGGAACCAAGACAUGGUUAAGAGAAGUGGAUCUUGGAAGAAACACAAAGGUGGAGCUUGCAGAUCAUAAAGUCUUAAUUGCAGAAGGAAUGAGGAAUAUUGCUAUUGAAGGAAAGAAUGGGAAAAUGGCAAUAAUUGAAGAAGUUCUCUAUGUUCCUGGUAUGCAGUACAAUUUACCGAGUGUUGGUCAAUUCAUUCAGAAAGGAUACUCAGUUACCAUGAAGGACAACACCUUAAGUUGUUUGAUAAACAUCAAAUGUUAG